Haplochromis burtoni (Burton's mouthbrooder) is the source of this 3259-nucleotide messenger RNA. RefSeq names its product ST6 (alpha-N-acetyl-neuraminyl-2,3-beta-galactosyl-1,3)-N-acetylgalactosaminide alpha-2,6-sialyltransferase 3 (gene st6galnac3). Bases 289 to 1194 code for a protein of 301 amino acids. Gene Ontology annotation, biological process: oligosaccharide metabolic process; ganglioside biosynthetic process. Gene Ontology annotation, molecular function: alpha-N-acetylgalactosaminide alpha-2,6-sialyltransferase activity. The transcript has 5 exons. NCBI's taxonomy places the organism in Eukaryota, Metazoa, Chordata, Actinopteri, Cichliformes, Cichlidae. The record is from RefSeq and is a predicted model, not a curated record.
GGUCACGUGCCGCACACGGGGCGGGGCUACGCGUCUCAGCCGGCCAGUAGCAACGCAGCGUCGUUGCAGGUCCCAGCAGCUCCAUGGGAGGAAAAAAAAAACAGAGAGAGGAGACGAAUAACGGUACACUCCAACAUUUAUGGAGCCGAUCCCCGCAUACCACCGCACUGCACCCGCAUCUGCUCCUGUGAUGAGCACGUGAGGAAACGUGCUUGCAGACGGAGGUGCUGAGCGCGUUUAGGGGCUGAACAAAACAGGCGGUCCACCAUUGUCUGCGUGGAAAUAAGAAUGGCCUGGAUGUGGAAGAGGAAGUCCCUGAUCGCGACCAGUCUGAUUGUGGCAGUGUCGCUCUUUGUGGUGGUGGUGAACUAUUCUGAGAAGCCAUCCUUCCUCUUUCAGCCUGUAUUUGGCGAGACGUUGUUCUCCAAGCAGCCAUACAAGCCUUACAAGCCCCACCUGGGAUACGUCAGCAUUCCCAAACAGGAGCCCUUGAAGCUGAACUGCGAACUGUGCAGCAUCGUGUCCAGCUCUGGUCAGAUGUUGGGCCAGGGCACCGGGCCGCAGAUAGAUCGUUCUCCCUGCAUCUGGCGGAUGAACAACGCACCCACACGGGGGUUUGAGAACGAUGUGGGCCGACGCACGACUCUGAGGGUCGUCUCUCAUACCAGAGUUCCCCUGCUGCUGCAGAAGCCCCAGUACUUCUUCGGCCAGGCCAACGACACGGUCUACGUUGUGUGGGGGCCGCUCCGGAACAUGAGGAAAGACGGGAAAGGCAUUGUGUACAACAUGCUGCGGCAGGCGUCGGAAAACUACCCUCAUGCCCGCAUCUUUGUCACCACAGAGGACAGGAUGAACCACUGCGACAUGGUCUUUAAGAAGGAGACUGGAAGAGACAGGAUCCAGUCCGGCUCCUACCUCAGCACGGGCUGGUUCACGCUCAUCCUCGCCAUGGACAUGUGCAAAGAGAUCCAUAUCUACGGCAUGAUAAAUGACACCUAUUGCAAGACAGAGGAUUACAAAAAAGUUCCCUACCAUUAUUACGAGGCGGGCAGCCGAGACGAGUGUGCUGAGUAUCUCCUGCAUGAGAGUGCCCCAUAUGGAGGACACCGUUUCAUCACGGAGAAGUCCGUUUUUGCCAAGUGGGCAAAGUCUCAUGCCAUCAAGUUCUUCAACCCACCGUGGCAGCUGUCGUGACCCUGGCUGAAGCAGCAUGGAAGCAUCAUUAUCAUCAUCAUCAUCAUAACUAUCAUCCACAGAAACAAAAUGAAUCUCUGCAGUUACACUAACCAACACACAGCCAUUUUUGCCCAAAUCCCAGCCCAUAUCUAUUAAUAAAGGUUGUUUUUAAAGUCCUGGUUGGGUACACAUGGAGCCUCAUACAAAAAAAAGAAAAAAAAAUUACAUAAAAGUUUGACCAACGUGAACAGCAAUGACACAUCUCCUGCUUUUUUGAAUUUAAAGCCCUCUCCUGAAUUUUAGAGCUGAGGCCUGCUGCUGUGCACUGACUAAUCGAUCCGCUCGCUGCUCUGUGAGUCUAGCGAAGGAUGGUUUGAACUUUAAAAAAAGGAGAAGAAACAAGCGUCCGUCAACUCGCAGUGACCUUAGUGGCUCAGAUUUCCGUAUUCUCUACACAUCACAGAGGCCGAAUUUACAUUUUCUCUCAAAGCUGUAGCAGAAGAAGCGCUUAGCUGCCGCCGUGGAGGCGAGUGGCAUCAGCUUGGACGUCUGACGAGCUCGUCCACUUUGUUUCCUCUGCGUGUCUGUCUUCUGUCAGGCUGUAAUUAAUCUAUAACGAGUAUCAUUCAGGCCUUCAUCUCUGACUGAGCGAGUGGUGAAGGCAGAUGCUCUGUCAGAUUCAAUUUUGCUCCAUUCUGUUCAAAGACGCUUCAAAACAAGGUCACGAGAAAAAGACAGCACUAGCAGAUUGCAGUCAAACCUGAAGGUAAACCAGAGGUGGAGAUGUAAAUCAGCUUUUUUGCUUCUGUGUGGUCAUACACGCAACUUAAAGGUGUCCUCUUUAUGUUAUUUCUUUCUUUUUAUAAUGCUGUGAAAAUGACGAUUAAGACACAUGUUGCGGUGUUGGCCUGAUGUCCUGAUAGUUUGCUAAUGUAUUCCCGCGGAGAUAAAUUGUUAAUUCUCUUGAACAGUGUGCCAAUCGACAGUGUGAGUAUCACAGCACACAGAACAAUGUGCAAUUAGAAGCUUCGUCUUUACGGAAGGAGUUAAGUCAUUUGUGACCCUGCAGAGAGAGAGAUUUAUAUGUGCAGUGAAACCAUUUGAAGUUAAUUGUAUUCUGUUAUCAUUGUGCCUGCAACAUACUCUGCAGUUCAUCGUAUAGACACAAAGGAAGAUGCUCUCUCUCGUACUCUCAUCCAGCUUUGUGCCUCUAUGUGUAAAGCUUUGCUGCGUGAACGCAUCUUCCCAUUUGUCUCUGGUUGGAGCGUGCGUGUCUCUUGGCUCGGGCCAUUACAUUUGAAUACAUCUGUUCCAGGACGGUGAAGAAUAAUCAGUGAAGUGGUGAGGUGUGUAUGCUGGCUGGUAGCUGUGGAUGUGACCAAGACUGCCUCUCCCGAGGCUGUGAUUAGUGUCCUGGUCAGAGCGGUGGCCCAGAGGGGAGGACUGGACCGACUCAAAGACUUUAAAUACAGACUGCUCGAUGCAAACACUCCCUGGUGAUUGCAGCUGAGAUCCAGAGUCUCAGAAUUGCUGCAAAUCAAUGCCUAACAACACACGGAGGCUAUGCUGUUUGUCUGUGAGCACUGAUGUGGUGAUUUGCAGGUCAAGUUUACAGGUUAAAACUUGACUGAAAAUAAGCAUGAAAUCCAUUCGAUUUUUUUAAGGUCCAUUUGUAGCUUUUUCUAAUACUUUCACUUAAAAGAAAAAUGGGGGUUUGGGGGUGAAAAGUCACAUUUUUACAUAUCAGCAGAGUUUCGGCAACUCUGCACUCACUGCAUUUCAUUUGAAACCAGGUACCACCUACACAUUGAAAUUCAGUGCUUCAGAUUCUCUGUAAGUUAUUUGUAACCUAGUAAUCUUGUGUGAGAACCCUUCUAGACCCGUAAAAACACAGAACAUGGGUGUCUGAAUGUACUUGCUGAUGGCACAGGAACGAUUAAGAAGGUGCUUAAUGUUGCUAAAACCUCAUGGCAGCUAUAACUUGCAUACAUGUAUUCGGAUAGUAAGUAGGAAAAACAAUUGUAACGAUGCAAUGACCAUAUAAAAAACUCAUUUUUGAUCUUAACUUGUUGGCCUUAUAGCC